Ornithodoros turicata is the source of this 960-nucleotide messenger RNA. RefSeq lists its product as uncharacterized. Gene Ontology annotation, molecular function: nucleic acid binding. Lineage: Eukaryota; Metazoa; Arthropoda; Arachnida; Ixodida; Argasidae. The transcript has a single exon. Bases 1 to 960 code for a protein of 319 amino acids. The record is from RefSeq and is a predicted model, not a curated record.
AUGACCGGAACCCUGAGGUACAGCCUCCGAGUCCUCCACGCCGUAAGCAAAGCCAAUGAACGCGAGCUCCUCAACAUCCAGGCCCGCAGCCCGCAGACUGCAAAUAUAUACCGACGGCUCGGUCUCCGCGGGCGUCUCCACAGCAGCACUGUUCCUCCCUUCCGAAAACAUCGAACAAGCCUUCAAGCUUCCCCACGAAACGUCGUCCACCGAAGCGGAGCUUGUAGCCAUUCACGAAGCAAGCUUGUAUCCUCUCGUCCAUCUGGAAGCUGGACAGUCCUCACAGACAGGAAGUCGGCGCUGGAGGCACUGUCUGCGCCUCGCUCGCAAGUUGUUUCUGACAUCCGCUCACUGAUCCUGAUUGUGCACAACAUCCUCGUCACCUCCGGCCACUGCGUGUGGUACCGGUGGGUGCCAAGCCACAUUGGCUUGCCGGGAAACACACGUGCCGACACAGCAGCGAGGCGCGCUCAUAGCGCAGCUGAGUGCAACACUGUCAUCACGUUAUCACCAUCCGUCUGCCGCAUACACAUCCGCCGGCGCCUUUCCUUCGACACCCGCCUUUUCAUGGAAAGCACUGUCGCAGCCAACACCUUCCUCCACCGCAUUGACCCGAAGAUGGCCUUCAGUGUGUCGCUACGACUGUCUCGAAAGGAAGAGUCAGCUCUCCAUCGUCUUCGCCUGAAUGUUGCCCGUACUCCAUCGUUCCUGUUCAAGAUCAAACAGCGUCCCUCUUCGGCGUGCCCCUCCUGCUCCACCGACGCCGACACCCAUCAUUUACUCUUGACCUGCCCAAGAUAUGCCGCUUCUCGGACCGCACUCACGCACCGCCUAUCUGCCCUGGGGCACAGAGACCUCUCUUUGGCCACCCUACUGGGCCCCGUGGGGCAGAAGCAACGGGCUGUUACCAGAGCGCUAAUAUGCUUCCUGGGUGACUCUGGACUCCUGGAGUGCCUCUGA